Messenger RNA from Mangifera indica (mango), 1355 nucleotides. RefSeq lists its product as uncharacterized. The record is from RefSeq and is a predicted model, not a curated record. The transcript has 4 exons. Bases 261 to 1025 code for a protein of 254 amino acids. Lineage: Eukaryota; Viridiplantae; Streptophyta; Magnoliopsida; Sapindales; Anacardiaceae.
GCAAAAGCAAAGCGUAAAAGGGAAAAAUUAAAAAAAGGAAACACUCAAAUUUUAUUCUCUCUCUUUCUCUUUCUCUUCCUCUUCUUGGUAAGGAAGAAGAAGAAAAGAGGAAUUGGGAAUACCAGAACGAAUAUCUGCUAGGAAGUGUUCCAAAAGGAAGGUACAAGAAGGGGAUUAAAAAAGGACUUUUUAGUCUGUAGGUUUUUUUUUUCUUUAUAUAUUGUGAAAACAAGGUAAAGGGAAGAAAGACCGGAGAAGAGAUGGGGAAGAUUGAAGAGAGUAAUGGGAAUUUGAAAUCAAUUAACAAGUUUCCAUUAAGGUUUUGGGAGGUGGUGAUGGCUUCAAUGGUGGUGAUUGGUUUCGUGGUGGGGUUGCUGCUGGUUUAUCUGACUAUGCCCGCAUCUGAUUACAGCUUCCUCAAGCUCCCUAGAAGCCUUGAGGAUCUUCAAAUCCUUAGAGAUCACCUUGAUAACUACGCAAGCGACUAUACCAUACAGGUCUUGGUGGGAUACUGUGCGGUCUACAUUUUCAUGCAAACUUUCAUGAUUCCAGGGACUAUUUUUAUGUCUCUGCUUGCUGGAUCCCUUUUUGGUGUCAUCAAGGGUGUAGCUCUGGUUGUGUUCAGUGCCACUGCUGGUGCUUCUUCUUGCUAUUUCUUGUCGAAAUUGAUUGGUCGACCUCUUGUCUUUACAUUAUGGCCUGACAAGCUGGUUUUCUUCCAGGAUCAGGUAGCUAGAAGAAGAGAGAAUUUGUUGAACUACAUGCUUUUCCUGAGACUGACCCCAACUUUGCCUAACACGUUUAUUAAUGUUGCUUCACCAAUAGUUGAUGUACCAUAUCAUAUAUUUUUCCUGGCAACUGUUAUUGGACUCAUUCCUGCUGCUUAUGUAACUGUCAAGGCUGGUAUAGCGCUUGGAGAGUUGCAGUCUUUGGGGGAUCUUUAUGAUUUCAACUCCGUGGCGACUCUUUUCUUUAUCGGUGUCAUCUCCAUUACCCCAACACUAAUAAGCAAGAGCAAAACAUAGUAAUCUACUAGCUGGAUAUGCUUGGUGUACAUUGAUGGGCCUUUCUCUCCACGGAAAUUACAAUUUCAAUUCUGUACAUAUUUAGCUUCAAAUAAAUCAAGAUGCAGCAAUCUCUUCUGCUUGUAAAUUCAUCACCAAUGCUGCGGCAGACACUGAAGAUGAGUUGGCCUUCCACGAAAUCUAUGUGACGAUAAGUGUUUGUUCUUGUUAGUGUUGUUUGGUGAAGGUGAGUUAAGGGCGAGGGAGGGAGGUUGAGUGUUUGUAUAAUUUCACUUUAAAUGAUUGGAAAACGGGCUUCAACAUCUAAUUAGUUGGAUAACCUUUUAACAA